AUUCAUCAGAAUAGCUACUGCUAGAUCACUCUAGUUACUUUAUACACCACUACUUGCCAAAUGCUAUAUCACUGCAUCAAGGACACUCUGCACAGGAGCAUUUCUGAAAAAGAUUAUUGAUCAAUAAUUGCUGUACAUGGUUUAAGGAGGAUAUGAAAUUAUUUAAAGAGCAAUAACCAGUGCGAGCAGCCGCAGUGUAGUAGACCUUGUAAUCCGAAAUUGGUAAGAAACAUAAACGUUAUCCGAAUGACGGGAAAAAAAACUGUUAACGAAUGUCCAUACAAGCCGAAAAUGGAUGAUAAUUGUUUACUAUUAUCAUUAUUAUUAUACUCUUGCAAGCUGUAGCAUAUUUAACAAUGGUUUUUUAUUUCAAUGCUAUAACAAAUACGUUCAGCCCUGUAGACCGGAGACGUGUAAAUCUACAUCGCAUUCAUUCAGAAACGAAGGAAAAAUCGUAGGAAAUACGGUUUACAAUUGUUCUUACGCGACUUACGUCUGUGGAUCGGGGCAGAAGCCGAUAAAACAAAAUGAUAAUCUGGUCAUGGCUGGCGAAUUUGACUGCUUAACAAUCAACAGGAUGAGCUACCCGAUACAUUGUUCAUCCAGAGUGAGCAAAAUCGUGCCCAGAGAUCAUUGUCUUGGGGGCAAAACAUCUAUGAAAAAGGAGACUACGAUGGUUCAUGAUUUUUAUUUACCAUGUGACGUUGAUCGCGAGAAGAAAAUAUUGCCCCGUAACAAUUUUCGUGGGUAUGACGACUGUCCUAUGGAUUCAUUGACGACAAAUAACUGUUCGUACCAGCCAGUGUGCACCGUCCCGAUGAUCAGUUACAUGUCAAAAGACUAGUAUGAUAUAGCGUCACAUCAUUUUGAUAUUAAAAAAUAAUUUUCCUAAUGUACUUUUUUAUGUUAAUAAAAUCAGUAAUUCCCGUGUUAUAA
Molecule: messenger RNA, 936 nt
Organism: Sipha flava (yellow sugarcane aphid)
Lineage: Eukaryota; Metazoa; Arthropoda; Insecta; Hemiptera; Aphididae
Exons: 4
Coding region: 296-844 (182 amino acids)
Source: RefSeq, a predicted model, not a curated record